Molecule: messenger RNA, 360 nt
Organism: Funneliformis geosporum
Lineage: Eukaryota; Fungi; Glomeromycota; Glomeromycetes; Glomerales; Glomeraceae
Source: the annotation of a GenBank genome assembly
AUGACUCUAUUCAUUGGCAACUUUAAACAACAACCACAAAGCAAUAAUAAAAGAAAAAUGGUUCAGCGCAGAAGGCAAAGGAUUACAAGAAAGCUUUUUCAAAGAAGACAUUUUAUCAUUCCCGCCGCACAACCUCCCAGAAUUAUGCAAUACCAACGUACACGACAUCCAAGAUUCUUUCGUCGAAGACAAUACCAUCGUGCAACUUAUCAAAGAAGGAAAAGAAUUCGAUUCAACUCGAACAAUGAUACUUUGAAUAGAAUCAGAAAUCUUCCUACACUAAUGACCAAUAAUCUCAAUAAUUUCAGCAGUUUCGGUAAUUUUUUAGAAGGAUUUUUCAAUGGCACUACAUUCGUUUAA